Vigna umbellata (rice bean) is the source of this 1413-nucleotide messenger RNA. RefSeq names its product growth-regulating factor 3 (gene GRF3). Gene Ontology annotation, molecular function: ATP binding. Gene Ontology annotation, biological process: DNA-templated transcription; developmental process; regulation of DNA-templated transcription. Gene Ontology annotation, cellular component: nucleus. The record is from RefSeq and is a predicted model, not a curated record. Lineage: Eukaryota; Viridiplantae; Streptophyta; Magnoliopsida; Fabales; Fabaceae.
CCAAAGAUAUAAAGGAAGCAGGAGAGGACACUGCAAAAGCUUUUUUAAAAACUUGGUCUUUACACAUCCAUCACACCUAACGAAGUUAAUUAGCCACAUAGUGGUCACACGCUAAUAUUAAGCCAGAAUUAAUAGUGGUGGGUUCUUUCUUUAUCUCUCUCUCCAUGGACUUGCAUCUGAAGCAAUGGAGAAACCAGCAUGAGUCAGAGGAACAACAUUCUACAAAGAUGCCAAAACUUCUCCCUGAAUCCCAUCAACAGCCACAAACACAAUCAUCUGCCUCUGCACUCCCUUUGUUUGUACCUGAACCCAACAGCAAAGUCAGCACCCUGUCAGAUUCAACAUUACCAGCUACUAACAGAUUUCCCAGGAUGGGGAGCUACUUCAGCUUGUCUCAGUGGCAGGAACUUGAGUUGCAGGCUUUGAUCUUCAGGUACAUGUUAGCUGGUGCUGCUGUUCCUCCUGAACUCCUUCAACCAAUCAAGAAAAGCCUUCUUCAUUCCCCUCACUAUUUCCUCCAUCACCCUCUCCAACAUUACCAACCUGCUUUGCUGCAAUCUGGGUAUUGGGGUAGAGGAGCGAUGGAUCCAGAGCCAGGGCGGUGCCGGAGAACUGACGGGAAAAAGUGGCGGUGCUCGAGGGACGUGGUGGCUGGAAAAAAGUACUGUGAGCGCCACAUGCAUCGUGGAAGAAACCGUUCAAGAAAGCCUGUGGAACUACCCACACCAAGUAGUGCUAAUUGCGGUGGUAGUGGUGGUGGUGGUGGAACUCUAGGACUAGGUGCUUCAUCUUCCAUUUCUUCACCUCCGCUAGCUACUGCUUCUCUGAAAUCCCCUUUUGAUCUUCUUCAUCUUAGUGAACGCUCUUCUGGGACCAAGAAUGAAGACAAGAGCUUGUUUGAAAAUGAAGAUAAUGUGGGUGGGGAUGGCAGAGCAGGUGGGCAUAUGCUGAGGCAUUUUUUCGAUGAUUGGCCAAGAUCAAUGCAACACUCUGACAACGUUGAAAACAAUGCUGCCCCUGCCCGGAUAAACUCUUCCACAUGUCUUUCUAUUUCUAUGCCCGGAAAUGCUUCCUCAGAUGUCUCUUUGAAAUUGUCCACUGGCCCAACAAAUGAGAAUGUCAAUCUCCAGUCGGACCAACUGCAGUUGAAUUGGGCCGGAGGAUGGGCCGGAGGUAGUCAAGUGGCUUCAAUGGGUGGGCCACUUGCUGAGGCACUCAGAUCAUCUACUUCAACUUCAUCUCCUACUAGCGUUUUGCAUCACUUGCCUCCUGCUUCUGGAUCUGAGACCAGCUUCGUUACCACCUGAAGUUACUUUCUUCCUAGCCCAAUUAGUUUUCUGCUUUUCUUUUGGAUUAAGUUUCAAUUUUGGAGCAUUAUUGGACAAAGGUGUUAUAUGUUGGUAUCCUUCCUAU